AUGGGGAAGAUUCAGCGUUCGGUGAUGCCCAAGGGCGGUCGCCGCGGCUCCACCGGCCUGAAGGGCAAGAUCCAUCGGUCCGUGAGCCGCCCGCCGGUCAAGAAGACCAUCAGCCGCGACCGGAGCAAGGACUACCACGGAGUCGACAAGCUGGAGCUCAAGAUUCGCGCUCUGGAGGAGGAGGAAGCGGCGGGGUGGCCCGGGUGCAACGCGCUCAUCAUCAAGGCGAAGGUGAAGGAGCUCAAGAACGCCCGCGCCAAGCUAGCAAUCAAGGACCAGAAGCAGGAGCGUUAG
Molecule: messenger RNA, 294 nt
Organism: Micromonas commoda
Lineage: Eukaryota; Viridiplantae; Chlorophyta; Mamiellophyceae; Mamiellales; Mamiellaceae
Exons: 1
Coding region: 1-294 (97 amino acids)
Source: RefSeq, a predicted model, not a curated record